Acaulospora colombiana is the source of this 1144-nucleotide messenger RNA. The record is from the annotation of a GenBank genome assembly. Lineage: Eukaryota; Fungi; Glomeromycota; Glomeromycetes; Diversisporales; Acaulosporaceae.
CGCAUCACUUACAAUUUACGACUAUAGCCAUGAUUGUACUUCCGAUGAACGAGAUCCAAGGAGAGACUUUGCAGCUGGGUUGGAAAGAUUAGAAUGUAUGGCCAACCAUAUCGUUAGGGGAAUGCUUACAACUGUUCACGAGUCAUGGGAACAAGGGCGCGCCGGUUCAGGGUAUAGCAUAGAUCCGCUCGUCAUUCGUAUGCCAACUGUAAGAGAAUUUGGUACAAACACAUUUCAUAGAUCGUCCAUGUCAAGAAAGAGACUAGGCGCGCCCAUCGAACCCUCACCAAUUAUGCGUUUAGCAGUGAUAUGUGCGGAUAAAAGAGGUAGAUUGACAUUCAUUAUUGAGUCGGAGGUGGCCAAAUCGACCUCGCUCAUGGUUGGGUUAGUCGCCGUGGAGGUUCUGUCAGGAGAAUCAACCUAUAUCUCUGAAGAUCAAACCGAGGCAGCCGCGAAGACCGGCCUCUGGCUCUUUCGUGCUAGGCGUUUCUGGAAACGAGAAAGUUCACUCGAAUAUUGCUGGAAACUAGGUGGUCUCGAUCUAAACGCAGUGCCUAACUGGAUGUAUAUCUCAGAAACUGCAUUCAUAAAACGGACGGAUGAAGAGACGGUUGCUUGCAAUGCCGACGACAAUGAGGGGUGGAUAGCAAGACAUAAUCGGGAUGGAAACCGAGAUAUCGACAGGGACAACCGAAAUGAUGAGGGAGAGAAUUUGUGCGGCGAUGAUCCAAAAGGUGAUCAUGCAUGUAUCGAAUACGAUCCCGGAGAUGAAUAUGAUAUAGAGUUUAGAGAAGCUGGAAAGGAAGAGGCACCCAGUGAAUGGUGGAAAGUUUGGCAUUAUGAAGGAGGUGGCAUAAUUGUACGAGAGCAUUGCAGUUUGGAGGACAAAGUUGAGGACGAAGAGCAACUUGGAGUCUUCUAUUACGAGAUGGUCGUGGGGAUCACCUGUAAUCGUCUCUUCAUACAGCUUGAGAUGUUACUACAAGGGGCCUUGGACGAAGAAGAUUCAAUGGAAACGGUAUCUGCAAGGAUAUUCUCGCACAACGAUCUCAAGAGAGCCCGCCAAGUUAGGGGAGAGUUCUGGUAUAACAGCAAGAAGCGAGAUACCCAAGACCCCCUAUCGACAGAACUGUCCACCUUAUGA